Messenger RNA from Camponotus floridanus (Florida carpenter ant), 2459 nucleotides. Its product is annotated as odorant receptor 22c-like. Gene Ontology annotation, biological process: detection of chemical stimulus involved in sensory perception of smell; sensory perception of smell. NCBI's taxonomy places the organism in Eukaryota, Metazoa, Arthropoda, Insecta, Hymenoptera, Formicidae. Gene Ontology annotation, molecular function: olfactory receptor activity; odorant binding. The record is from RefSeq and is a predicted model, not a curated record. The transcript is spliced from 9 exons. Gene Ontology annotation, cellular component: plasma membrane. The coding region runs from base 531 to 2231 and encodes 566 amino acids.
AGUUCCGUUUUUUGCCGUCACUCACGCUCACUAAAUGACAUAUACCUUGUAAAUAAUUAUCCCUCGUCGUAUCGACAGUCCGGACAUAUCAAUUUAACUUUUCCCGUUAUCCGACGAUUUCAUCAUUUUCUCUACAUUUUAUCGUUUUAAAGCGUCUCGAUCUAUCCAACCAUUAUCUUGCUGCGAUCUUCUCGUGCAUGGUUCUUGAAUUUUUUAAAUUCAGGAUGAUGAUCCCAUGAAUCAAGUGUUUUUUUCGUGCUCGUUAUCUAUACCCGCACUUAUCUUACUUAAUUGUUGCAAGCUCGACCAACAAUUUCGCUCGGUCGGAAUAUUUUGCGGAUAUUUCCUAUUGGCUCACGUCGAAGGUGGGGGAUCGGUGCGCAGCAUAAUCCUCUCGUAUUCACUCGCGUUCAUCUCGCGUGUUCAUCCAUGUGUUCGAUAUCUCUGCACGAGAUACACGGUCGGCUUCUCGAUGGAGGUAUCGAUGUAAAGGGACAUUUCAGUCGGAAGCGUUUCUAUUCGAAGAUAGAAUGGACUCGAAGAUCGAUUCGAUCAUCCUCGACGGCACUGUCAGUCGUUCAAUCGAGAUAGGUCUCCGUAUGAUCGGGGUUUGGCCCGAUUCGUCCUACGCUUUCCUUCAUCGCGCUUUUUGGAUGAUCACUCUUAUGAUGGCGCAAACUUUUCAGUAUCGCUAUUUCGUCGUACAUAUCCGCACCGACGAUCUGUCGCAUCUCAUGGACGGUCUGAGCACCACGAUGUCCUACAGUCUGCUACUGCUGAAACUUACAAUAUUCUGGAUCAAUCGGCGGAUAUUCCACGAUAUCCUGAUGAUGAUGGCUCGCGAUCGAAGCGAGUGUGCGACCGACUGGGCCGUCUGCUCGAUGUCGAGGACGAUCUACGUCUCGCAUCGGUCCUCCAACCUGAUCAUCGGCCUUUACUCAAUGUCAGUGUUUCUUUACGGCACUGGCGUACUCGUCGCCCACGCCGACGAGACCGAUGACGACGAGGUCGAUGAUGUGCAGCUCACGGUGCCGGCGCGGGAGUUGUUUCUCAAGAUGGAACUACCCUUCGAGUCUAAUGUCUCCCCCGUUUACGAGGUAGUCAUGGUCACGCAGUUUUUUCAUCAGCUCGCGGCAGCCACGAUAGUCGGCGUGUUGAACGCCCUAAUUGUCUCGCUGAUUCUUCACGUAGGUGGUCAAAUCGAUAUAAUGUGCCGAGGGUUGGAAGAAAUUUCCUCAGACGACGACGUGUUCGACUUGCGAACCACGACCAUCAAGACACUAAUACGUCGGCAUCAGAGAAUUAUCGCGCUAUCCGCCGACAUUGAGACUCUCUUUUCAUAUAUAGCCCUAAUGCAAUUUUUGUGGAAUACCUUAGUCAUUUGUUGCCUCGGAUUUUUAAUUGUAACGUCAAUAGGCGAUACGCAAGGCUCGACGAUGCUGAUUAAAUCUCUCUUUUUUUACGUUGUCAUCACUUUGGAAGCGUUCAUUUUUUGUUAUGCAGGAGAAUAUCUCAGCGCUAAGGGUAGAAUGAUCGGCGAUGCAGCAUAUGAAGCGAAGUGGUACAAUUUGAGUCCUACGCAAAGCCGUAUUUUAUUACUAUUGAUUUUGAGAUCACAGAGGAAGUUGACUAUUACAAUCGGAAAAUUUAUGGAUCUCUCCCUAGAACGUUUUACGACAGUUCUUCACGCGUGUGGACAGAUUGAUAUAGUACGGCAGAAACUCAGUGAAAUUACUCGAAAGAAUGACGAGCGAGACGCCACCCAAAGCAUUAUGAAAACACUGAUUGUCCAGCAUCAGAGGAUCAUCGCGUUUUCCAAGAACAUCGAGGCUCUUUUCUCAAAUAUCGCGCUGAUACAAUUUGUAUCAAAUACCCUGGUUAUUUGUUGUUUGGGAUUUCUCAUCGUGAUUUCGAUCGGUGUACCGGAUGGUUCGAUGAUGUUGAUAAAGUCCGUAUUCUUUUACAUUGUUAUGAGUUUGGAGGCAUUCAUAUAUUGCUUCGUCGGAGAGUAUCUCAGUACGAAAAGUGAAAUGAUCGGAGAUGCGGUGUACAAAUCGAACUGGUACGAAUUAAGUCCAAGUCAGAAUCGAGAUAUCCUCUUAAUGAUAAUAAGAUCGCAGAAGCACUUGACGCUUACCAUCGGAAAAGUCGCGGAUCUUUCCCUCAAGCAAUUUGCCGAUAUUGUGAAAGCUUCGGCGUCGUAUGUGUCGGUGUUGCACGCGAUGUAUUGAAAGCUCCAACGUGUGCUUCGCAUGCGCCGCUUAUAUCUCUUCUCAUGCAAAGGGAUAUACUGUCAUUACUAGUCCCAGCCAUUUACACGAUUAAUAAUCAUCCUAUUCGAAAACAAAGUUUCACAUUAAAUUACGCAUGCGGAGAAAAACAGUGGAUAUAUCAUUUGAAGAGUAUCGAUUCGCGAUAAUUUUCAAUGCAUAGAGACAAAAUUAUAAUUGCAAUAUUGA